This is a messenger RNA of Crotalus tigris (Tiger rattlesnake), 2086 nucleotides long. It is a transcript of the gene SMIM8, whose product is annotated as small integral membrane protein 8. NCBI's taxonomy places the organism in Eukaryota, Metazoa, Chordata, Lepidosauria, Squamata, Viperidae. The transcript is spliced from 3 exons. Bases 1583 to 1888 code for a protein of 101 amino acids. The record is from RefSeq and is a predicted model, not a curated record.
AAGAAGCUGGAGGUCUUUUCGAUGUCUUGCUUUUGUCUUCCUAGGAAUGCUUCUCUUAGCAUAGUAAAAUAUCGAAAAGAGCGCCUGGUCAUCCAUUCUAGCAGGGAGCUACUGCAAGGAGUUCCAGAUCUGGGCUGGGGCGCUAUCUGACAAAAGACCCGGACGCAGGGACAGUCCGGAUUUUUUCCUGGUAGCUGUGCUACGGUUAGAAAAAGUUGCGAGCUCUUUACUUGUGCUUCGGCUUUCCACGUUGGUGAUCUUAGGUUCAAACUUUGUUUUCUCAAAGUAUGGCUGGGAAACUCUUCUAGGGAGUUUGGCUGCUUCCAGGAAAGCUUGCAGAAUUGUUUUCAAAAAUGAGAUGCCGACAUCGUGGUGGUCGAUGGAGAAUCAUCCCCCAGGUUUUCCUCGCUUCCUGUUGUACUUCUUCCUUACCAAGGAAAAUCCCUAAAGGAAAAAAGGUUGCACGUUAACUGUCGAUGGCUAGUGAUAGAUCAUCUGUGGAUGAAAGCCCCCAGGCUGCUAAUUUGGUGGAACGUAUAUUGGUGUAGAAAAAUACCAGUCAAACUUUCCAGAUUGGCAGAUGGUCAUCACGACACUUAAAUAAUAAUGUAAGCAAGUAUAAUGAAUGUUGGUCCAAGAAAAAUCCAUCUGUGACUGAUAUAUAUUAACUGGUUUAUCUGAACUGGUUUAUCAAGAAGAUCUUGGUGAUCAGCUGGAUAAAAACGUCAACCUGGUGUGUAGCCAAUAUGAAAAAGGCAGAUUCCAUAUUAGAAGUCAAAGGACAGGAAUUGAAAAUAGGAUUGCUAAUAUAAUGAAAAUAUAUGGCAAAGAUUACUCUAUUAUUAUUACUUUAUUUUAAAUGCAGUUUUGGUCAUCACAUUUUCAGACGGGUUUUACAGAGCAAAAAAAGAUGCAGAAGGGCAAUCAAAAUAAUUAGAAGUCUAGAGCAGUUCCCCUAUGAAGAAGAAUUAUAAUAGUCUUUAGUUUGGAUGAUGGAGAAUAAGAUACCUCAAAUGCAUAGCAUAGACCAUAUGUCCUUUCUCACAGUUUUAAAACUCAGCGGCAUUCCCUGAAAUAUGCACACCUUUGAGCAUCAAAUGCAUUAUUUUCCUGGAAUUGUAGGGGAUAUAGGCAAAUGUGGAAUACAUGCACAUGCCUAGGCCACCUCACUUUUUUUCAGCUCCAGAAUGCUGGAUAUCUCUAAUUAGGGGAUAGCCCAAGUUUAUAUGCUGAGCCAGGUUUUAAGACCAAAGUGGGAAUCAAGUGUAUCUCCAGGGGAUUCUACUCCAUCUUAAAAUACUGGUUGAUGGCAAGUUAGAGUGGGAGGGGCUAUCACCCUCUAAUCCAAUCUUGUCAGCUUUCCAGAUGCCUCCACCAUUUGAUUCUACAGGGCAUCUCCCAUGUAAUAUCAGGAUGUCUGCAGAUGUAACAUGCAUUACCUUUAUGAACUUCAGCUGCUUCCAUAAAUGCUUCUGAAUUAAACAACUUUUUGAUUGAUUUGAACUCACAGCUCUGGAACAAUAUUGUGCCAACUUGUUGGACUCCAGUUCCCAUCUUCCCUAACUGAUGAACAGUGAAUAAGAUGUCUUCAGCACCGCAUCCUCCAGGUGUUCCUCCAGAUGUUCCGCAUGAAGCACCCAAAAAGAAAGAUUAUCGAAUUCCAGGACUCCGAGGUGCCCAAACUACUACUUUGUUCCGUGCUGUGAAUCCAGAACUUUUCAUUAAACCUAACAAAGCAGUUAUGGCUUUUGGCCUUGUGACAAUUACUCUUUGUGUAGCUUAUAUUGGGUACUUGCACGCACAACAAGAAAACAAAAAGGAUCUCUAUGAAGCUAUCGACAGUGAAGGAAACAGACUUAUGAAACGCAAAACCUCUAAAUGGGACUAAAGAAAAUUAUGGUCAUUGUUGAUAUUAACAUGGAGGAAGACUUGAUUUUCUGAACGGUGACUUUCAGGAUUUUGUCUGAAGCAUUAGCAUUAAUUUUUAUACAAUAGUGAAUUAAAAAACAAUUAUCCAGUUUAAAUAUCAGUGUGAAAUUCUAUUAUCUAUUAAUAUUUUGAAUAAAGUACAUUAUAAAUAAAAGGA